Molecule: messenger RNA, 1831 nt
Organism: Triplophysa dalaica
Lineage: Eukaryota; Metazoa; Chordata; Actinopteri; Cypriniformes; Nemacheilidae
Gene: ttc19
Product: tetratricopeptide repeat domain 19
Exons: 14
Coding region: 394-1698 (434 amino acids)
Biological process (GO): mitochondrial respiratory chain complex III assembly
Cellular component (GO): mitochondrial inner membrane
Molecular function (GO): protein binding
Source: RefSeq, a predicted model, not a curated record
AUGUCGCCGUUAAUCUAUUCUCAAAGUUGGGUUGGGAGCUGGUUCUAUACUACGCAAGCUAUGAUGACUUUCACCUUGAUAUUUAAGCGCGGAUGUAUACCAGCUUAACUGCACUGUACGGGGCGAGAACGAGAUUUUUCAACUCGCGUGAUUCGCGUCAUUCGCAGAAGCAGAAGCAGCCUCAUCAUCUCAUAACCAGGGCUUCAUUCGCGCGAUUCGCGCGUCAAGUUCACACUCCAACACAGUAGGUGGCGAUAAUGCUCCUUUACGUUGGUGCCACCCGCCUUAAAACCGAAAAAAAGCAGAAGAACAUCAUGGCACUGCGAACAGAGGGUGGCGCUAAUGCACCAAGACGCUGGAUGCCAACCGCCGUAAAACAAGAAGAAGAAGAACAUGGCGCUGCGAUCUCACUGUCGACAGAUUACCUCACAGAUAGCUCGUUUGAAGCAUUGUGUUAACGACUCUACGAGAUAUGUACCCGCUGUAAGUUUAUCUCGUGCAAGAAUGAAAACGCCGCAUCAGUCUGACGGCUUGCAAUCGAGCCGUUGUCAGAGCAGCUGGCGCAGAAGGUCAUGGGAUCCACCUGUUGGUGUUGCAUGUAUCAAUGAGAAGCAUCGCACGAGAACAGCCGGGUGGGGUCUUGCAGCAUGGGGUACCAUGGCGUUUUCGCUUUUUGGAAGCUCCGACGAGAGGACUGAAGAACAGAAGCUUGAAGAUGAACUAAUUCUGCUGUUGAAGAAAGCCAAGUACAGCAUGAUGAUCGGGGAACUGGACGCAGCAGACGGUUUUUUGCACAAGGCUGUCCGACUGGCACAUCAGACACACAAUAAUGAUGCCAUCAUAUACACAUACAGCCUGAUGGCGAAUCUUGCUUUUGUUCAAGGUCAGCUGGAAAAUGCUGAGAAGCUGUUCAAAGCAGCGUUGAGUUUCAUGCUGUCAGGUGGCACACCACAGGAUGACAAUGCAGUAAUUGAAAUGUCGCUGAAGCUGGCCAGCAUAUAUGCUACUCAGAACAAGAACGAGUUGGCAGAGCAUGGCUUCCAGUUCUGCACAGAGUCUUUAGAGGCCAAGAUUGAGAAACACAAAGACCUUCCACUGGAAAGUCUGUCAGAUGAGGAGCGUAAAGACACAAGGUUGCUGUUGGGUCUUAGUCUAGACGCAAGAGCGCGUUAUUUAGCAGCUAAUCACCGUUUCAAAGGGGCUUGCAGGGAUUACAGGCAUGCCAUGCAAAUUUGCCAGGAGGAGCAGGGAGAGUCACACCCACAGUCCCUGGUUCUGAUGAGUGACCUGGCGACCGUUUUGGACCUUCAGGGGAAGCAUGAUGAAGCACUGGCUCAUGUUAAGAGGGCCGUUGAGCUUGCACAAGCAUCCGGUCACCCUGAUCAACAUGUUCUUUUAGGAAAUAUGGCAGGAAUUCUCAUGCACAAAGGGGAGUUUGAGGAGGCUGGUAAACUGUACCAGGAGGCUCUGGUCCUAGCGCAAGCAGAUGGAGAUGCAGAGGCUGUUGAACUGCUUCAGGAGGGGCUGAAGGAGCUUGCCAACAGGAAAAGACCCUUGUGUUUUCACCAAAGACACCUGGAUGUUCUCAUGAAGAUCCUUCUCGAAAGGGCACCACCUCAGAGCACCGAUAGUAACUUAAGGGAUUCAAUGGGUCACCAAUUAAUCACGCACACACCAUGCAUCACUUCUUGUAUAUAAAGUUGAGUCUUGUGUGCCCCUUGCAAAAACUUGAUGAGAGGCCAUGUAAAGACUUCACGACAACACCUCUGCAUCUGAUUGACUCACUUUAGUUGACUUCCAGUGAUCAUCUGAACAGACCUGGAGAAAUCUU